UUUGCAGCUCUCUCUGUCGGACUGACAGCAGACACAACACCGAGCACAGAGCUCCGCUCUCACGGCCCCGUGCGUCCUCUCUCCCUCCGCCCGGAGCGGCAUGCGUCCUCAUUUACCAUGCACCAUGUAACGUACAUCCGCUCCUGCCGCUGGAAGUGACAUAUAUUCAUCCCGUGUGACAGCCUCGUCUCCGUGGACACCACAACGAUUGACAGACAGCACCCAUGGGCGCCGCCGCUGCUGCUGCUGCUGCUGUACGGGUGCACCCUCUGCGCUCUGCUGCUCUGUGGUGACCAGCCGGUUCGCCCAGGUGGGGUUGGUGACCCAUCGUUCCAAGCUUCACCACCAGGAAGGAUUAUUAUUACUCUCUCCGACCUCUGGGGUCGAUAAGAGGUAGAAGAUGGGGAGCACGACCUCUUGCUGCGUGUCUGCCAGCCCCAAGCUCCGCAGAAACGCUCACUCCAGGCUGGAGUCCUACCAGCAGGAGUCUGAUCUGAGCAGGGAGGAGACGGCGUGUAACCUGCAGCACAUCAGCGACAGGGAGAACGUGGACGAGUUGAAUAUGGAGUACAAUCCCUCGGACCAUCCAAGGGCCAGCACCAUCUUCCUCAGCAAAUCACAAAAUGAUGUUCGAGAUAAACGGAAAAGCCUUUUCAUCAAUAAUCAUGGCUCAUCAAGGAGGAAAUACAGCUCCUGCUCCACAAUCUUCCUUGACGACAACACAGUCAGCCAGCCCAACCUCAAAUACACCAUCAAAUGCGUAGCUUUGGCAAUCUACUACCAUAUAAAGAACAGGGACACAGAUGGAGGAAUGCUGUUAGACAUCUUUGAUGAGAAGCUUCAUCCUCUCUCAAAAUCAGAGGUGCCGCACGAUUACGACCAACACGACCCGGAGCAGAAGCAGAUCUAUCGGUUUGUCAGGACGUUGUUCAGCGCCGCUCAGCUCACGUCUGAGUGUGCCAUCGUCACACUGGUGUACCUGGAGAGGCUCCUGACCUACGCAGAGAUCGACAUCUGUCCAGGUAACUGGAAACGGAUUGUCCUAGGAGCAAUCCUGUUGGCCUCAAAGGUCUGGGAUGACCAGGCCGUGUGGAAUGUCGACUACUGCCAGAUCCUCAAGGACAUCACUGUGGAGGACAUGAAUGAGUUAGAGCGACAGUUCCUGGAGCUGCUGCAGUUCAACAUCAACGUGCCGUCCAGCGUCUACGCCAAGUAUUACUUUGACCUGCGGUCACUCUCAGAGUCCAACAACCUCAGCUUCCCUCUGGAGCCGCUGAGCAGAGAAAAGGCCCAAAGACUAGAGGCUAUUUCCAGGCUGUGUGAUGACAAGUACAAGGACGUCCGCAGAGCUGCGAGAAAACGCUCCGCAAGCACAGACAAUCUAUGUGGGAUCAGAUGGGUUCCUGCUAUCCUUUCCUAACUAGACGCCAUUAACUAAACCCUGGCGUCAGGAUUCACAUGCUGGUUUGAUGUGAGAACUCCUACACACAAACUGUGAUGGACCAAAACAUUAUGGUUCAAAACUUCAGGAUGGAUGAAACAUAGAGGAACAGUGACGAAAAACUGGAACAAGACGUCUCUGGAGAGAUCUUCUUGACUUGAUGCCUUCACAGUGCCUCGACUCUUCUAACAAAAGAGUUCCAGGUUGUUUUAUCAUCUUGAGAGAAGAUUAACCUAUGGACCAAUGAAGACAGUCUUGGAAAAUCCUGGAAACAGCCUUCAAAUGUUGCCAGGACUUGGCUUUGUGAACUUGUCUAAAUGUAUCAGCACUGUUCUGACAUGACCUGCCCUUAAGAUGGCCUUCAACUUCACACUGAAGCUUAUUAUUAUUUAUUUCACUUUACAUGUGAGCUUAUGGACGGUUUCGACAGCUUGGACUCUUAGUAUUUACAGAAUUUCAAAAACGUAGCAUAGCACUGGAAUUUCUACUUAUUUAUUUCCUUUUACAGGUCUUAGAAUAAUAAAAGUAUUAACACGUUUCCUCAUUUUGGAAGUCUUUAUAUUCAGCGUUUACAGUAAUUCAAGUGUAAC
This is a messenger RNA of Cheilinus undulatus (humphead wrasse), 2031 nucleotides long. Its product is annotated as cyclin-Y-like. Gene Ontology annotation, molecular function: cyclin-dependent protein serine/threonine kinase activator activity; protein kinase binding. Gene Ontology annotation, biological process: regulation of cyclin-dependent protein serine/threonine kinase activity; regulation of canonical Wnt signaling pathway. NCBI's taxonomy places the organism in Eukaryota, Metazoa, Chordata, Actinopteri, Labriformes, Labridae. Gene Ontology annotation, cellular component: plasma membrane; cytoplasmic cyclin-dependent protein kinase holoenzyme complex. The record is from RefSeq and is a predicted model, not a curated record. The transcript is spliced from 10 exons. The coding region runs from base 401 to 1420 and encodes 339 amino acids.